AUAAGCAGCCAUUCUCGAACCAUUCGCGCCUAUUCCGUUACCAUUUCCUGAUCUCCGUUCGCAUCUCCGAUGCCUUCCAUGGGCAUGGCGUCCACUUCCCUUCUCGCCCCCACCUCCUUCGCCCCGGCCGCCGUCGCCGCCACGGCUCGCCGCAGCUUCUUCAGCCACCGCGGCCCACCUUCCAGUCUCCCCGCGGUCCGCCUCCGCCUCCCCCGCACGUCCUCGCUCGUCGUCUCCGCCUCGGCUUCCCCGCCGCGGUCGCUCGACGCCCUGAUCUUCGACUGCGACGGCGUCAUACUGGAGUCGGAGCACCUCCACCGGCAGGCCUACAACGACGCCUUCGCGCACUUCGGGGUCCGCUGCCCGCCCGCGGCCGACGCCGACGCGCCGCUGUUCUGGGACGAGGCCUUCUAUGACGACCUCCAGAACCGCAUCGGCGGCGGGAAGCCCAAGAUGCGAUGGUACUUUGGAGAAAAUGGGUGGCCUUCUUCAAAGAUAUUGGAGACAGCACCUUCAAGCGACGAAGACAAGGAGAAGUUAGUUGACGUUAUUCAGGACUGGAAAACAGAGAGGUACAAAGCAAUAAUCAAAUCUGGAACUGUGGAGCCUAGACCUGGUGUUUUGCGGCUGAUGGACGAAGUUAAGGGUGCGGGCAUCAAGCUUGCAGUUUGCUCUGCGGCAACUAAAAGUUCAGUGGUGUUGUGUCUUGAAAAUCUUCUUGGACUUGAAAGAUUCAAUGGUCUGGACUGCUUCCUCGCUGGCGAUGAUGUUAAAAUGAAAAAACCCGAUCCAUCGAUAUAUAUUACAGCAGCAAAGAAAUUAGGAUUAGAAAGCAAGAACUGCCUUGUGGUAGAAGACAGUGUCAUUGGACUACAGGCAGCAAAAGGAGCAGGGAUGUCAUGUAUAAUAACAUACACACCUUCAACUUCUAACCAAGAUUUCAAGGAUGCAAUUGCAACCUAUCCUGAUCUCAGUAAUGUGAGGCUUGAGGACCUGAAGCUACUGCUCCAAGAAUCUCUCGUCACUGGAUAGUGGAAUUUCCUGCUACCUGUUAAACACACCUGUUAAUUCAAUCCACCCAGGGGUUGGGUGAUCCCCACCCCUCACCCAAUCCCCACUAAUUCCUUCACCCCCACAAUCCCUCUACUAAAUCACUGCUCGGUUAAACCUCUUGCCCCUCGGGGAGAUUUGAAUUGUGCAUUGCUGUCACAGUGUAGCGGCAACGGUGAAACAUUUGGAGUUACAACAACGGCAUGCCCAACUGAAUUUACAGUAGAACACAUGUACUGAACAGGGGCACAUAUUCAGCAUUUCAUACGCAGAGAAGCGAUUUGAAAAGGAGAAGUGUGAAAACGUAACAUUCCAGCUGAUUACAGUGAUACUGUUGCAGUGAAUUA
Triticum dicoccoides is the source of this 1397-nucleotide messenger RNA. RefSeq names its product haloacid dehalogenase-like hydrolase domain-containing protein At4g39970. The coding region runs from base 70 to 1032 and encodes 320 amino acids. Lineage: Eukaryota; Viridiplantae; Streptophyta; Magnoliopsida; Poales; Poaceae. The record is from RefSeq and is a predicted model, not a curated record. Gene Ontology annotation, molecular function: hydrolase activity. The transcript has 11 exons.